GCAGCGGUACGAAUGGGCAGAUAACUGUGCUUCCUCAAAGUCUGAACAAAACAUGCGUUUUAGCUCCUUUACUUAGAUUAUGAUCCAAUAAAAGUGUUUGAAAUUAACCACCAAAUACUUGUUAACUUAAAAAACAAGAAUGGAUCAGCCGGUGCCCAGAAAUAAACUGAAGAAGCUCAGUGAAGACAGUCUAACCAAGCAGCCAGAGGAAGUGUUUGAUGUUCUCGAAAAGCUUGGAGAAGGAUCAUAUGGCAGUGUUUUCAAAGCCAUUCACAAGGAAUCAGGGCAAGUGGUGGCCAUCAAACAGGUUCCUGUAGAAUCAGAUCUGCAGGAGAUCAUCAAAGAGAUCUCCAUUAUGCAGCAAUGCGACAGUCCAUAUGUAGUGAAGUACUAUGGCAGCUAUUUCAAGAACACAGACCUCUGGAUUGUGAUGGAAUAUUGUGGUGCUGGAUCAGUGUCUGAUAUUAUCAGACUGCGCAACAAAACGCUCACUGAGGAUGAGAUUGCCACAGUCCUCAAAUCCACCUUGAAAGGACUAGAGUAUCUCCAUUUCAUGAGGAAAAUCCACAGGGACAUCAAAGCUGGGAAUAUUCUCCUCACCACAGAGGGCCAUGCAAAACUAGCAGAUUUUGGAGUGGCUGGACAACUCACCGACACAAUGGCCAAGAGAAAUACAGUUAUUGGAACACCCUUCUGGAUGGCCCCCGAAGUGAUCCAAGAGAUUGGUUACAACUGUGUGGCAGAUAUAUGGUCUCUUGGCAUCUCAUCCAUAGAAAUGGCUGAAGGAAAGCCUCCUUAUGCAGACAUUCAUCCAAUGAGGGCUAUUUUUAUGAUCCCAACAAACCCUCCACCCACUUUCCGGAAACCAGAGCUAUGGAGUGAUGACUUCACAGAUUUUGUGAAGAAAUGUCUGGUGAAGAACCCUGAGCAGAGAGCCACAGCCACUCAUCUGCUGCAGCACCCCUUUAUAACCAGUGCUAAGCCGGUCAGCAUUCUACGGGACUUGAUCACAGAGUCCAUGGAGAUGAAGGCAAAGAGACAACAGGAGCAGCAGAGAGAGGAGGAUGAGGAUGAGAACUCUGAUGAGGACGUAGAAGUGGAUUCCCACACCAUGGUGAAGUCUGGCUCGGAGAGUGCUGGCACGAUGCGAGCCACAGGCACCAUGAGCGAUGGGGCUCAGACCAUGAUUGAGCAUGGCAGCACCAUGCUGGAGUCCGACCUGGGUACCAUGGUUAUCAACAGCAAAGAUGAAGAAGUAGUGGUGGAUGCUGGCUCGAUGAGGAGAAAUCCUACAGUUCAGCAAGCUCUGCGUCCAUCCUUCAUGGACUACUUCGACAAACAGGACUCGAACAAAGCACAAGAGAGUUACAACCACAACCAGCAGGACCCUUAUUUCAUUUCCAAGACCGCUUUCCCAGACAAUUGGAAAGUGCCUCAAGACGGAGACUUUGAUUUUCUGAAAAACCUAGAUUUUGAAGAGCUGCAGAUGCGUCUCACUGCUCUGGAUCCCAUGAUGGAGCGUGAGAUUGAAGAACUGCGGCAACGCUAUACGGCAAAGAGGCAACCCAUUCUCGAUGCCAUGGAUGCAAAGAAGCGCCGGCAGCAGAACUUCUAACUGAAUUGUCAGAUCAAAGCUGGCUGGCCAGAUCUUAUGUCUCCUCUUGUAUUAAAUCUUUGUACUGAUGCUUAUUCUACACACCUGCUGUUUGUACAUUUGAAGAAGGUCUCAGUGGGUGUAAGAAACUUGACAGAAAGUCACAUGAUCAUACUAAAUCACUAAUUUUUCCAUAGAGUUCAGAAAUCGCAUUCAAGAUAUUAGCUGUUCAUUUUAAAACAAGCUGAAUUAUUCUUAAUCAAUCUCAUUCUUUCUCCAUUGUUAUGAAGUAAUGCUUUCCAAAAAGAAAUGAUUUAGCCAUUUCUACAUCUUCAGUUAAUACUUCCUCAAUGCUGUAAAAGAAACCAAGCUGAAUCGAUCAGGGCUAGUUGUGAAAAUAACUGUGAAAAUUUGAGUUCUUUUGGUGUAAUGCAUAGAAACAGCUGGCUGGACUGCUACAAAGUCAUUUUUAGGUGUGAAUGGAUUACUAAACCAAAGACAAUCAUAUGUAGAGAAUGCCUUAGUGAGCGUGUUAACCCUCUUUUAAAAGUUUGCUUUGCUUUACAUCAAACUAAAGUUUAAGAUUCUGUUAUUGUGGGACCAUGUACAGUAGAGAUUAACAUUGAAGGGAUCUGCUCAGCCUUGAGUCUUAAAGGGUAUCUUUACUGGUAAACAUUUAGAGAAAGAAAAUGAUUUGAGUUAAUGCAGCUGUGCUUCCAAUCCCAUCAAAACUCCCUUCAACACAAAGAUAGGCUUCAAAUAUCUGCCCACAGCUUUGUAAAAAUGCAUGACUUAUUUAAGCUGAAUGUCACUUUCUCGGUUUGUGAAUGUUUCUGUGUGAUGUCUUCUACCCCCUUAUGUUCUCUUCACCACCACUAGGUCCUUAAAAAGUGUGGUCAGUAUUUGUAUGAGGAAGUGGAUUAAUUUUCCUGUGCACCAUUCAAAAGUUCUCACUUUAUCUCAGGGUUUGCUUGGCUAUGAACUCUCUCUUGGUCUCUUUUUUAUUUUGCAGUCCAAUUAUUUUUUUUUCUUUUGUAUAUGUAUAUAUUUUUUAUUAUGGUAAUGGUACCAUUGUUGAUGUUUAGUCCAUCCAUACCUACCAAAAGCAAUACAGCAACUAAAGGAUGCAGUAAUGUAAUAAUACCAGUGUAGUAAAUGGCCUCAAAAAAGUAGUUUGAGGAGUUUUAAAUUGGCCUUAAACAACUCUAAAGCUUCUCAACAAUGUUCUUGACCUGAUUGUUGACUAAUGGUGUCUAUAAAUCAGAGUUGAUUUUAAGUAUAGUCUGUUAAUGUUUGCAUUGUUUUUGUAUAAGAGUUUGUUCAUGAGAUGGUUAAAACUUGCCAUACGUGGUUAAAAAUGCCUUAUGUUUCCUCUGGUUGAGUUGUAUUCCAUACUCUGACAUUCAUAUUGGUCACUAAUUUAUUGUGCAUUCUUUUUUCUUUAUUUUUUUUGCACUAUGCAGUUUGUUUUUGAAUAAAGGUCUGUUACUUGUCUCCUUA
Molecule: messenger RNA, 3094 nt
Organism: Xyrauchen texanus (razorback sucker)
Lineage: Eukaryota; Metazoa; Chordata; Actinopteri; Cypriniformes; Catostomidae
Gene: stk3
Product: serine/threonine kinase 3 (STE20 homolog, yeast)
Exons: 11
Coding region: 140-1615 (491 amino acids)
Biological process (GO): protein tetramerization; regulation of MAPK cascade; intracellular signal transduction
Cellular component (GO): cytoplasm
Molecular function (GO): ATP binding; protein serine/threonine kinase activity
Source: RefSeq, a predicted model, not a curated record